AUGGACCAGUUAGUCGAGGCUGCCAAGACGGCUGCGUCUAAUGCAACUACUGUGUAUGUGCCACAUGGAGGUGACCUAUUUAAAGGGUACAAGAAGGAACUCACAGAGCUCUACAAAAGGCUGGACGGGAUUCAGCAAUACCAAAUAUUUUCUAUGGACUCCAGCAAACCCGGUGUUGUGUGCUGCCGCAUGAGCCCUGAGUCGGAGGUUGUAGAGUUUCCGAUGACUAUUCAACGCUACAAAACUCGUAUCCGCAACGGUAGUAUUUCUGUUGCGAAGCACAGCAAAAACAAGAAAAAGCAUGCUUCGAAGGUGGGCGUGUUUUGUCUUGUGAGGUGGUUCGAACGCUUUGCAGAGGAGGUGGGGGAAGUUGUGCCAGUACGCGUCCGAAUGCAGAAGACUGUGAAUGGUACAACUCAAAAGUACUACAGCAGCGGAAAGUACACGCUGAUACCGGCUCACGUUAUGUGGGACGCCAUCCACGACGAGAUGCAUACAUACAUCGAGUCAGGACUCAGCGUUUACGAGCCCGCCCGUUCUACAAUGCGGAAGCUUCUGACACUGCACUAUCCCACGAUCCGAUUUCGCUCUCCCCGCAGUAAUGUAUGUGAUAUCUAUUCCAUUUACUACUCUGGUAUGCGGGGCAAUAUCACGGCGGACAAGACCGAGGCGCUCGGACGUCACACCGAACCAGCUCGAAGAAUGCGGGAGUACAAGCAAAACAAGGCUACGAGCACCGAUGACAUGCAGUUUUGGUGA
Phytophthora nicotianae INRA-310 is the source of this 759-nucleotide messenger RNA. RefSeq lists its product as hypothetical. The record is from RefSeq and is a predicted model, not a curated record. The transcript has 3 exons. NCBI's taxonomy places the organism in Eukaryota, Oomycota, Peronosporomycetes, Peronosporales, Peronosporaceae. The coding region runs from base 1 to 759 and encodes 252 amino acids.